CUUUCCUCCAUCGGGGCGGUGACGAGCGCGUGCAUGGGCGGACGCGCGCGCGGCGGUGGCGCUGCUGCUGCUGCUAAUAUCCGCCUCCCUAAAAGCGAGGGUAGCGGCGGUGAGGGCGACCGGCCUCGGGCAGGGGAGAACCUCGGUUUUAUCUUUUUGCUCGGCAGCUUUUAAAGUCAACAAAUACCCAAACCCCCCACCGCGCCCACGGCAACGAAAAGCUCAUCAGUCUACUCACAGUCUACUCAUACCUGACAACUAUAUUAAAAAUGGCUGCUAGUAAAGCAAAAAGUCAAAGCUCUCUUGCCCUUCACAAAGUAAUCAUGGUUGGUAGUGGAGGCGUGGGCAAAUCAGCACUUACACUUCAGUUUAUGUAUGAUGAGUUUGUUGAAGACUAUGAACCAACCAAGGCUGAUAGUUACAGAAAAAAAGUUGUUCUAGAUGGCGAAGAAGUCCAAAUAGAUAUUCUGGAUACAGCUGGGCAAGAAGAUUAUGCAGCUAUCCGAGACAACUAUUUCCGGAGUGGAGAAGGUUUUCUCUUAGUUUUCUCCAUAACUGAGCAUGAAUCCUUUACAGCCACAGCAGAAUUUAGAGAACAGAUUCUCCGUGUAAAAGCUGAAGAGGAUAAAAUACCAUUACUAGUAGUGGGAAACAAAUCAGACUUGGAGGACCGUCGACAAGUGCCUGUAGAAGCUGCUCGAAGUAAAGCAGACGAGUGGGGGGUGCAGUAUGUAGAGACAUCAGCAAAAACAAGAGCAAAUGUAGAUAAGGUAUUUUUUGAUUUGAUGCGAGAAAUUAGAUCCAAGAAAAUGUCAGACAAUAAAGAUAAGAAUGGCAAAAAAAGCAGCAAGAACAAGAAGAGUUUUAAAGAACGAUGUUGCUUAUUGUGAUCUUUAAGAGCUACACUUAUAGGUGACAGUACUAACAAGACAUUUUACUACUAACAAUAGAGGACUGAAUUAAUAAGAAGAAAUCUGAAUUCAAUACAUUUUUUCAACUCACAUUGAUAUAAGAAUAGAAGUUCAACAGAUCUGUGUAUACCAAGAAGAUGAUUCUUGAAAGCAGCUGUCACUGGUAAACAGUAAUGCAAGCAUUUGUUUUCCUUUUAUCAUAAGCAAUUUAUCUGUUAGUCAUAUGGCGCACUCUGAAUUUACCUCCGAAUGCUGUUCCAAGGGCACUCCUCAACAACUCUUCACCAUCCUUUUUUGUUUAAAUGGCAAGUUUUCACUGGUGUUCCACCAAAGUUACCUGUCUUUUCUUUGUGUCUUCGUUUUGUGUACUCUUAAAAGGCUUAAGCCUUCGGUGAUUUUUUCUUUUUUAAACCACAAGUUGACAAAAUUGUAUAGUGCUGCUUAAAAUAAGUUACGGUGGUGUCAGUUUUGCUGUUUUGCCAACAUAUUAGACGGACAGUGUAAGGCUUUAUCUUUAAAAAGAACUUAAGCAGUGAGUUAGCAUUUCCAUAAUGACUGUAGUAAAUUUCAGAACAUUACUAAUUAUAUUCUGGCAAAUUAUACCAUCUUAAAUUGGGAGCAAUUUAUCUGUUAAAUUAACUAGGCAUCUUGAGGCAGAGGAGUUUCUAAGCUUAACCUAAUUUUUCAGUACAUUCGUUGAGGUACUGAAAAAUUACAGUUCAGGAUUGUGAUAUUUGAAAUCCAAGACAUAUGAAUGACAUCAAGCUAGAAAUUUUUGGUUUAUUCCAUUGAGUAAUUCUAUCUUUCCUCCCAAAAGCUUGGUUUCCUCCCAAAACGUGGACAUUUUUACUCAUGGUGUUGUGAUGGUUCGUGGUCAUGUAUUGAAGCCAUAGUGUUUGCUACAUUUGGUCUCAAUGUUUAACAGAAGAAGGGUAUUUUUUUUUUAAUGUGAAAGUUCACAUUCUGUAGUUUCAUGAAUUGGAUACAGUCCUUGUUUUAAAAGUGGGUGGUUAAAAAAAAAAGUCCACCCGUCCUUAUCCUGCACUUACUCCAUUUGAAUGAUAGGAAAAAAAAUUAAGAAACUUGUACAGAAAAUGUUUCUAGCAGUUUGUUUGAACCAGAUGCAUUAUUUCCUUUCUCCCAUGAGAGUUGUUGGUAUCUGCCUAGGAGAUACCAAGACAUGGAAUUCCACUCCUGAGCGAGCACUCACUCCCUACUGUUUUCCACAUUAUGGAGCAGUGGUGGCUAAGUUAAAAAGAUGGAGAUGGACAAUCUUUUCAUAUAUCUAUAUCUAAGUUAAUAAUGAGUUGCUAAAAAGUCUGACCCUUGCUUUCCUUCUACAAGAAUUUUUUACAGUUAUUCACUGGAUAAUGGGAUAAAAGUUUGUAAAGACAGCUAAUUUUAUUCAGUUAACUAUUUUUUCUUCUUUUGUCACUAUUUGAUCAUUAAUGGGGUAAAUAAAAAUAGCAUGUAGAAGUAUAUCAUUACACUUUUAAAAAUAGCUACGGCCAAUUCAUUAAACCAUUCUUUCUAAAUUUGGUGCUCUUUUAAACUGUAAUUUUCUUCAUUUCCAAACAGGAUGUGAGAGGAACUCUCAAAAAGCACCAAGCUGGAGAAAAUUCUGUUGAGCAGAUAUAUUUUAUAUAAAUGCUCUUAUCUGGUCAGUCAUAAAAAAGUACUUUUUCAGAUUAUAGAGUACUUUCUUUCAAAAUUCCAAGAAUCGGCAUGCAUCAGGAUGCUUUGGAAGAUUUAGAAUAUCUAGUUUAGAUCUGGGCAUGCUUUAAGAGAGAGGGAGUUUUAAGAAUUGGGGUUACGAUACCACAUAAAACCAAGUCACAUAAAUCAAUGAGCCAGCAUUCUGUCCCUUCACCUCAGUGUUUUGUUGUUGUUUUUUUAAAAAAACGUUUUGGAAUUGUUAUGUCUAUGUUGGAGUAUAUACACUGUUUUCAUUUAGUAUGUGGCAUGAAACCACUUGGAUCAUUUUCAGCAAAGGUUCUGGAAGGCUCGAGAAAAGAGGCCUGUGCCGCAUUUCAUAUGGUCCUAUAUCCAUGACUUGAAAAAGUGAUAAAGCAGCUGUUUCAGAAAUAAGCAACAUUGGAAAAUAGGGAAAUAAACAGGUAGCAUUAUGAAGAGGAAGAAAAAUACAACCAUGUCUGGAUAUUUUAAAAGUUGAAGGUUAUAUCUGAGAAUAAAGAUUAGAUUUAUCAAUUAAGAUUAUUUGGAGAAAAAAAAACUGAUAAUGCUAAAAUAAGAAACCUAUAAAAAAGUUUUAUUUACUUUAUAUUGGCAUAUUUACUUUAUAUUAGCAUAAUAAAACAGUGCUAAAUGAUGUAUGAAUGUAUAAGCUGAAGCAAAUAUAUCCAGUUCACAUAUUGUUACUGUGGGUUAGAGAAAGCAGGAUGUGACUAAAUAUGUUUAUGGGAUCUGGCAAGACAAAUAAAAUACCACAGAUUGCUCUUCUAACAAUCAAAGUAUGAACGCUGUUCAGUGUCAUCUAUCCUAAAUACAGAUGGAGAUAUCAUAAUUUUCAGAUACGGAGCUUUCAGUAACAAAGCAUUCUUUGGGGAUAUAGUUUUGAUAGUUACAACAAUCUGAAACCUGUGGAUUUCAUCUUCAACAGGGAUGGGCAGUAUGUAACCUUCCAGAUGCUGCUGUAUGUCAGCCCCAGUAAUCGUAGCAUAUGCUAGCUAACAGGAAGGGACACAGGUGUUGCAAAACCCUCUUUGGAGGACCAAAAGUUGCUCAACCCCAAGCGAGAUGUUUUAUGUUGAUGAUACAUAGAAGCUUUCAGAAAUCAUGAAGGAAGGUAGAGCUUCACAGCAAUCUCUGAAAUAGGUAAACAUAACUACAAUGAGAAAUCUGAACAAAAAGAACCUUGGUAACUUUUUUUUUAAAAAAAGUUAGGGGAUUUACGCAAUAAAGCAAGCAAAAAGAUACAUGUCUCUCCGGUUUCUAUAUGUAGAACAUGAUUUAAUAUUGCAAUUGAAUUACUGUAGAAGGAGCUCUAGAAAUUUACUGGGGAAAAUAACUUGCACAGUUUAGGCAUUACUUUAACAUUUUGUUUUUAAUCUUUGCAAGUGCCUCAAAAUCACUUGUGUGAGAUUCAUGCCCAUAUAAAUUUAGGCAUACAUUCAGGGUUUAGAAUGGAAUUUGAGGAAGGCUUUAGUUUUUGAAACAUCCAUAUGAGCCUGGCAGUUACAGAACUGUUGUAACUCUUUAAGAGAGAUACUUCUUAAUAUACCUUGCAAACCGCUUCUUUUUCAUGCUUUGUAUAGCCUUAAUACUCUGAUCCACAGGUGUCAAACUCGCCUCGUCAUGUCGCCAUCAUGUAACAUUUUGCAAUGGUUUUUUCCCUUUGCAGAGCUGGGGUGGGCGUGGCCUGUGCACGAUACACCUGGCCCACAGGCCACCAACUUGACACCCUACUCUAAUCCUUUAUUCAGUGGAAAUUUAUUCCAAUGUCGGAACUGCUUGCUGCCUAAAUUCAUUAAAUUAAACUUGUUACCCUGUAAUGUCUGAAAAAUGGAGCAAUUGAUUUAGAAGUUGUUUACUUUAAAAGACAGUCUGUAAAAUCAGUAUUAUUUAACAUUGUUUAAGAAUUAAACCAUGAUUUCGCUUGGGUUCUUCAGUUGUUGAAUUAUAAUUCCCAGCAUCCCUCAUCCUUGCCUAUGCUGCUUUGGUUUGUUACAAAUUCAGAUUCUGCAUUUCCUGGCAUAAUUGUUUGGCUGCUUAUACUAAAGUGUUUAAUGAACUUCUAAUAGCAAAUAGUGCACAUUCUUCAGAGGAUUUGAAAUGUGAUAGCAUCAGUGACUGUAUAUUCACAACAAUUGGAGACAGUAAACAUAUAGGAAGAUGUCUCACAAUGACUCACAUCAUUGGAUCUAACCCAGUAUUAGUCCUACUCUGAGCAGCAGCUGUCCAAAAUUCCUUAUUUCUCACUUGAAAUAAGUUACGAAUUUUGGUAUAUGUAAUUUGGUUUUUAUUAAGUAUACAAAUGAAUGUAUUUUUCUCCUGCUUCUGAAUGCAUUUUUCUCCUGCCUAUAAACCAGCUGUUGGGAAUCUGGAUCUUUAGGAUCUUUAGGAGCAUAGGACCUAUUUCUAAACUUUAUCCAUUCUAGGAAUUAUAGGAGAUGAAGUCGUCUCAUACUUGGAAAAAUCAUGUUUGAGCUGUAUUUAUAAAAGCAUCUGUAGAAAUUGGAUUCUACAUACAUGGCAAUUAAUAAACAAACUAUACAUGGUCCCACACACUCAUUUUUGCAUUUAACUAUUAUGUAGUUUGAGUUGAAUUUCUGUGCUUAUUUUAUAAAUAUCUUACCGACCAACACCAGUUGUUGGUAACAAAAAACAGGUUGUGAGCAUGACACUCAUUCCAUAAAGUAGUUGAUCAAAACAUUUGCAAUAUUAAAAUUUAGUUAUAAUUAGGAAGUAAUUUUUAAAGACCCCAAAUUAUUUGUUCAAAACUUUUGUAGAAAAGAGAACUCAGAAGUAUAUUUUCUUGUAAUAAAACAAACCCUGAGCUACAUUAGAGGGAGAAAAACUAAUGGAUACUUACAAACUAAUAUUAAUUACAGUAAUUUCUAGUGAACUCUCCUUCAUUUUAUGUCCAUAAAAUAGUUUUGCAGACUCUAUAUAGCUAGUUGUGCAAAAUCAGAAAUGAACAGAAAUGAAAUUUGAACAAAAUAUUUUUUAAUCUUUAGAUGUAAAAUAUUAAACCAAACCUUUUGAAAUUUAAUCCUCUAUAGUUUAUAUCUUUUCAAAAAUCCAAAUUACAAUUUUGUUUUCAUUCUCAUGCUGAUUCCUAUCAUUAAAAAGGAAAACAGCUAUUGUGAACAAAAUGUAAUUUCUAUCAAAGCUCACAGAAAUAAUAUAAAAACAUUCUAUUAGAAUAUUGGAACAUUCAGACUCUUAAUUUCUAUAUAUACACACCUUAUACUGAUACAUACUAACCAAACUAUAUAGAAUAUAAACUGCUUUUAUUACAAUCUUGCUCCUCCAAAAUACUUUCACGUGUCUUCCUGCAACUCUUCUGAUUCACAGAUAUUAUUCUUUUCCAUGUUAUGUGAUGUAGCGCCACCAAUGAUGAUUACAUUAUGUAUAAAUGAAGUUACUCUGGUUUGUCUGCAAAUGAUGGUAAAGAAACCCUAUUGAUAUGAAAGUUACUUCAGUAUUAUUUAUAAAAUAUUAUGUUUUAAGUGUUUGAAUUAUCUUUUUCAACUUUAAAUUGAACAGCAUUUAAAAAAAUCCUCGAUGCACAGCUGGAAAAUGUAUAUGUAUGGUUCCGAAUGAGAAUGGAAUUGAAAUGAAAAGUGACAUAACAGCAUAAUAAAAUUCUAACUUCUCCUCUGAGAAGGCUUUGUGAGA
Messenger RNA from Ahaetulla prasina, 6272 nucleotides. It is a transcript of the gene RALB, whose product is annotated as RAS like proto-oncogene B. Gene Ontology annotation, biological process: Ras protein signal transduction. Gene Ontology annotation, cellular component: plasma membrane. Gene Ontology annotation, molecular function: GTP binding; GTPase activity; GDP binding. The coding region runs from base 270 to 890 and encodes 206 amino acids. Lineage: Eukaryota; Metazoa; Chordata; Lepidosauria; Squamata; Colubridae. The transcript has 5 exons. The record is from RefSeq and is a predicted model, not a curated record.